Molecule: messenger RNA, 6719 nt
Organism: Taeniopygia guttata (zebra finch)
Lineage: Eukaryota; Metazoa; Chordata; Aves; Passeriformes; Estrildidae
Product: macrophage mannose receptor 1
Source: RefSeq, a predicted model, not a curated record
UUACCCAACCAUCCAGCCUGCAAAACCAAGGAGGACCGGCCGCUGUCCUUUCCUCAGCAGGAGUUUACCACCAGCAACUUCUCCCUCUCAAAACUCUCCAGGUUUUGCUGAAGGGAAGGAAAGGAAAGGGCAUUUACAAUUAUGUUCUCUGGGCUCUUGCUUGUUUUCUCACUUGUUCGCUGCUCUUUGCAGCUGGCAGACAUUAAAACAUUUUUACUGUAUAAUAAAGUCAACACACUCUGUCUUGAAGCAUCUAUUGCACAGUCAGUUAGAACUGCCACUUGCAAUCAAGACAAUGAAUCACAAAAAUUCAGGUGGAUCACAGAUCAUCAGCUUAUGAGUGUGAAACUGAAACUAUGCCUGGGGGUGCCACUGAAGAAGGAUCAGGCCAUGGUCACUCUGUAUCCCUGUAAUCAAAAAAGUGAGCUCCAGUGGUGGGAAUGCAGAAAUGAAAGCCUCCUUGCAAUCCAAGGAGAAGAUUUAUUUAUCAGUCCUGGCAAGGAAGAGCAUGAUAAUGUUUUGUUAAAGAAAGAGCUGAGUGCAAAGAAUAAAUGGAAUAUAUAUGGGGCCAUGGAUGUUUUAUGUUCCCAAGGAUAUGAAGAGACCUUCACGCUGCUAGGAAACUCUUUUGGGGCGCCGUGUGUUUUCCCUUUCAUGUACCAGCAGCAGUGGUGGGUGGGGUGCACGGCCGCGGGCCGCGCCGACGGCUGGCUCUGGUGUGCGACCACUGCCGACUACGACACGGACCAGCGAUACGGGUUUUGCCCAUUCGGAGAUAAAGACAGCACAUGGACUACAGAUCUGUCAACAAAUGUUCAGUACCAAAUAAAUUCUGACUCGGCUCUCACAUGGCACCAAGCCAGGAAGAGCUGUCAGCAGCAAAAUGCAGAAUUACUGAGUAUCAUAGACAUUCAUGAACAAACAUACCUUAAAGAAUUAACAGAAGGUACAGAUUCUGCACUGUGGAUUGGACUCAACAGACUGGACUUGAGUAGUGGGUGGGAGUGGAUUGGAGGCAGCCCUUUCCAGUACUUAAACUGGGCUCCAGGAAGUCCAUCUCCAGAAUCUGGAAAGCUCUGUGUGGUUUUGAAUCCUGAAACAAAAGCUAAAUGGCAAAAUUGGGAAUGUGAUCAGAAACUUGGUUAUAUUUGUAAGAAAAGGAACUUUACUUUGGUUCCCUCAGGUGACCCUGGGCCUGUUACCUGCCCAGAUGGAUGGGUGUCCUUUGUGGAUCACUGCUACAAGAUCUUCAGGGACAGCAAAGGAUGGGAAGAAGCUUUGACAUCUUGUCAGAAGGAAGGGAGUCACCUGGCCAGCAUCCAAAGCCUUGAGGAGCACAGCUUUAUGGUGUCUCAGCUUGGGUACAAGCCAACAGACAAGCUGUGGAUUGGGCUGAAUGACCGUAGGGUUCAAAUGUAUUUUGAGUGGAGUGAUGGUACCCCAGUGACAUACACAAAAUGGCACCUGGGAGAGCCAUCCACUACAAACAACAGGCCAGAAGACUGCGUCCUGAUCAAGGGCCAGAAUGGCUAUUGGGCAGACCAUGUCUGUGAGAAGAAGGCUGGCUACAUUUGUAAAAGAAAAGCUACAUCACAAACAGCUGGAGAAAAAGAAAGUAGCCUUGCAGGUUGCAAAAAAGGCUGGAGAAGAUAUGGGACAUACUGCUAUUUUAUUGGACACCUUCCAGCAACAUUUUCAGAAGCAAACACCACUUGUGAAGGAGAAAAAGGUUACUUAGCCACAGUUGAAAGUAGGUAUGAGCAAGCCUAUCUGACUAGCCUUGUUGGGCUGAGGCCUGAGAAAUAUUUCUGGCUUGGCCUCUCUGAUGUGCAGGAUCCAGGCACUUUCAGCUGGGCCAAUGGUGAAGCUGUCUCCUUCACACACUGGGAUGCAGGAAUGCCUGGAAAUAAUCCAGGGUGUGUAGCCAUGAGAACUGGGAAUGCAGCUGGAUUAUGGGAUGUUCUUGACUGUGAGACAAAGCAAAAGUAUAUUUGCAAGCAGUGGGCAAAGAGUGCAACAGUUCCACCUAUUCCAACUACUGCUCUGGUCCCCACAUGCCCUGAAGGUUGGGUAUCAAACAACCAUAGAAGUUCCUGUUUUAAAGGUUUUUGCAGAUCAAAAAUUAGAAAGAAGUCAUGGUUAGAAGCUCGAGAUUUUUGCAGACAAAUAGGAGGGGAUCUGGUCACCAUUAACACUAAGGAGGAGAUGCCAUUACUAAUCCAAGCAAUGAGAGCCACUCGCUGUAUGUUUGAAAUAGUUUGGCUGGGUAUAUUUUCCUUGAAUCCAGAUGAAGGAUUUGCCUGGAGUGAUGGCUCUCCAGUUAGGUACACAAACUGGGAUGAUAGUCCAAGGAAUUCAGGACGACUCCAGUAUUGUGGCUUAUUCCAUCCUUCAGGAUAUUCUCACCCAUGGUCUCUUUCGGUCUGUCAAGUACAGCAUAACUGGGCUUGCCAAAUAAAACAAGGAGUAUCAUUAAAGCCUGAACCAAUUGACACAUAUGAAUAUAAAACCACUGCAGAUGGAUGGGUCAUAUAUGAAGAUAAGCUCUACUAUAUCAGCAAAGAACAGGUCUCCAUGGAAAGAGCCCAAGAGUUUUGCAGAAAGAAUUCUGCUGACCUAGCUGUUGUUAACAGUAACAGUGAGAGAAGGUUCCUAAAGAGAGCACUAAAAGAAAAUGAGAGCUAUUGGAGAGGGUCAAUAGGAUACUUCAUUGGUCUAAGAGUGAGCCUUGAUAAAAAGUUCAGCUGGGUGGAUGGAACUCCAGUAACCUAUGUGGCCUGGGCUCCUAAUGAACCCAAUUUUGCAAAUAAUGAGGAAAAUUGUGUGGUAAUGCUUUCAGGGCAUGGAUUGUGGAAUGACAUUAACUGUGGUUCUGCCAAUAACUUUGUAUGUGAAAAACAUAACAGCUCUGUUAAUUCAACAUUUCCUUCUCCAUUGCCUCCCGGAGGAUGUCCACAAAGUUGGAUUUUUUUUAACAACAAGUGUUUCAAAGUAUUUGCUUCCAAUAUAACAACCAAUCUCACAUGGCAUGCUGCACGAGAUGUUUGCUUCAAUUUGGGAGGAAACCUGGCUACUAUACCAAAUGAACAAGUACAAGCUUUCCUUUUCUAUCAUUUGAAAUAUGCCAUAAGUAAUGUUUGGAUUGGGAUGAAUGAUAUCAACAGAGAGUCCACAUUUCUUUGGACAGAUGGAAGCACUGUUUCCUACACCAACUGGGCUAAUGGUGCACCAGAAAAUCAGCAAAGCUACUUUGACUUAAAUGAGUAUGAAACAUUGACAGAUGAUGCUCUGGAGACAGAUUGUGUCUUCAUCGUGAAGUCAGAUGGCAAAUGGAGAGAUGAUAGUUGUGACAAUGAAAGAGGCUACAUCUGCCAGAUGAAUUCAGCUCCCUCACAGCCUGAAUUGCCAACAACAAAUUCAGCCUCUGGCUUUACUCGUUAUGGUGACAGUAGCUAUUCAAUCAUUUCAUCUGAAAUGCAAUGGGAAGAGGCCAGAAAAAAUUGCCAAGACAAAUCUGCGGAACUUGCCAGCAUUUCAGAUGCCUACAUACAUUCAUUCUUGUGGAUCCAGAUGCUGAAAUAUGGAAAACCCGUAUGGAUUGGUCUUAACAGCAACAUGACUGGUGACUAUUACAAAUGGACCAAUAACUGGAAAACCAGGUACACAAAAUGGGCAGCAGGGGAACCAAAGGAAAACAAUGCUUGUGUUUAUCUUGAUCUUGAUGGUACUUGGAAAACAGCAUCUUGCAAUGAAAGCUACUUUUCAGUUUGCAUGAUAUCAGAUGAGAUAGCUCCUACUGACCCUGCUGAGCUGCCUGGAGACUGUCCUGAAGGAGAUGAACUCCAAGCUUGGAUCCCUUACCAUGAUCACUGCUACUACCUUGAAACAUCAGCUGAGAGAACCUGGGCACUGGCCUCCCUUGAGUGCGCUCGCUUAGGAGCUACCUUGGUUUCAGUAGAAAGCAUGGAUGAAUCUCACUUUCUGACUCAUAAAAUUCAACCACUUGGAAAUAAAGUAGGAGGCUUUUGGAUAGGACUUUACCAGAAUGUGGAAGGCCAGUGGUUGUGGCUAGAUAAUGCCGUCCUGGACUUUGUUAACUGGGAGGAGAAAGAGUUGGAUGUGCAGCAUCAGUGUGUGGAAAUAACUGCACCAUCUGGCUAUUGGGACAAAAGAGAUUGCUCUGCAGAAAAAGGAUUUAUCUGCAAAAAACCCAAAGACUGCAAGCUCUCCAAAUCACUGUCUACAUGGAAAUGCAGCAACAUCCUGUACAGCCUAGGUUGAGAAUGAAACUUUCAGAAACUUUUGAGUACCUAGCACAGAUGUUGAUAUGGCACCUGUUAAACACCAGUGCAAGGGUAUGACUGUUCCAAGAACUGAUUAUUGUAACAGUUAUUAUACUCUUGCAAGGAGGAAUCAAUGUGAAUAAUCAAUCCUCAUCUUCCAGCUUGUUAUUCUCAAAAAAUAUAUUACUCCCCAACAUACCAAACUGGCUUCAUAUUGGCCUGAUUCAGUAAUGCCUCAGGGAUCCUAAAAGAUCACCUGUUUUUAUUGCAAUAAUGAAUGAUAUGAGGAAUAUUUCCAUUCUAAAUGAAAACUUCAAGUCAAUAGAGAAGCUGUCUCAUCAGCAUUUCUGGAAAAUUUCACUCAAUACUGUAUAUACCAGACUAAUGCUUCAGAGAUAAAACACUACAUUAAUUAUUCCCAAGUGGAGAUGCAAAGGAAAUGGUCUGCAAGAAAGCAGUAUCAUUUUAUUCUUGUAACUUAGAUGUUAAAAAGUCAAUUAUCUAACCUAAAAAAAUGGUGGGUAGCCAUCACUAAACCUUUGUACCUUUUUUUGUAGUAGCUGUGGGAUCAGGUUUAAUUUUCUAACUUUUGCAUUGUGCAUUGUUCCCAGUAAAUCAUGGGUAGCAUCUCUAUCCUAUGCUGAUCCUCCAAAAAAAAAGCCAUUUUUAAGAUUCUAUUAUUCAGAUGAAUAGUUGAAAAAAUUUUUUUUCAAUGCUAAAGACAUCUCAAGACAUGGUGGGUGGUGAAAAAAUAACUGAAAAUUUGGGGUUAAUAUUUAGUAAUUUUCCAAAUAGUCUUUAAUUAGAAAAAGAUGCUGAACUGUAACCAAGAAAUAGUCAUCUCCCAUGCACUGUUAAUUUCUGUGCUUAAAGCAGCACAUGCCCAUGGCAGUAAAUCAAUUAAUCAUUAUUAAAGAUUUACUGAAAAUGUCCAAAAUACAUUCCAUCCUACCUAGUACUAAAAUAAUAAGGAAUCUCUGAAGUUCAUCUGUUGAAUCAUACAGAGCUCCCAUACAUGCUAUUUCCUGCCUUAGGGGGGGAUUACAGUUGUUUUGUAUCUAUUCAUUUUGCAUUCUGCUUUGCUUUUGCUUUACAUUUUGCCUUUAUAAAUUCUCCCCUAGGUAUCAAGGGUGUUUGCAAACUGUAAUGUAGAAGAGUCAAGAAGAAAAAUAUUUUCAUGAUAAUUCAGAACUCUUUAAUUCUAUGUGUAUAAUUUUUCAUUUCUGAGUGCCAAACUUUUUUUUUUUUUUGCACUUCUUCAACAGCAACAAAAGAAUGUAAUAAAGAUUUUUAAUUUUUCUCAGUGUCUAUCGUACACAGAGGUGAAUAGGAAGAUUACUCAUGUGAUUCAGUAGGCGUUUUCUCGGGAAGAUGUCUAGGAACCAAAGAUUUUGUAACAUCUAGACAUGCAGCUCUUCCCAAAAUAUGCCAUUUAAAACUAAUCUCCAGAGUGAUACAUCAUGUUCUUAGGACAUCAAAAUUAAUAUUUCAGGAAAAAUGUGAAGAGGUAUUUUGAAUGAACAUAGAAAACAGUCAGUAUUUUAAUGUUGGUAAUAUAAAAACAGUAUAAAGUUUCAAAAGUGAAUAAAGUAAUGUUAAGUAGGAAGGUGAAAGCUUAGCAAUGUAUUUUUUGCCUCAAUUUGUUGUCUUUUAUAGCAGACAUAUAUGUUAUUAAUGUGAUGGUAGAACUUCAUUUUUGCUAUUUUUGCAAACAGUCAAACAUAAGAUUCUAAUAAAGUGUCAUAUGAUUUCUCUCUGAAAUUCAUUGAAGUUGACCCCAAUGGGAGUCCUAUAAAGGAAAAAAGUAAGAGCUUUCGUAAGAAAAUUAAGAAAAAUCCAAAUAGAGGAAGAAGCUAAAAUUAGUUUCCCCAAACCACUCUCUUUUAGAGAACAAGUCCUACUGAGGGUUGCACAGUUAUCAACCACUUGGAGUGACCCCACGGUGCCUUUCACAUGCACAGGAGCACUCACCUGUUUUUGGCCAGUGGUACUGCUGCAGGGCUAGCCCUGAGCUGGCAGGCUCAGCAGUGACCAGAAGAACUUGAGAAGAACUUUGAGAACAGCUACAGAGUGUUUUAACUUGGCUGUUGGAAACUAUGUAGAUGUAUAUGAAAGUUUCUUACAAAGAUUAUAUUGUUAAUCAUGUACCAAAAUAUUGUAAAACUAAUUUCCAAUAAUUAGCUUCCCACAUCCAUCUAAAGAAUACAUUUUCAUUACAUUCAUAAAGCAUCCCUUGCAUGCAUUUUAUAUUACUGUACUCCAGAUCCACUGAAUCCACGUUAGCUUUAGGAACAGAGCCUGGCUAUUGAUUAGCGGCAAUUCAGGGCUCAGAUUUACAGCCUUCAAGUUCAGGCAGGAGAGAGCAUCUUCUUCGUGCUUUUCAUGUUGUAUGUGGAAAUAAAAACUACUAUGGUUUCUCACAGUUAUAUGGAUUCA